Molecule: messenger RNA, 2416 nt
Organism: Labrus bergylta (ballan wrasse)
Lineage: Eukaryota; Metazoa; Chordata; Actinopteri; Labriformes; Labridae
Product: nuclear receptor subfamily 4 group A member 2-like
Biological process (GO): central nervous system neuron differentiation; regulation of transcription by RNA polymerase II; dopaminergic neuron differentiation
Cellular component (GO): nucleus; transcription regulator complex
Molecular function (GO): nuclear receptor activity; RNA polymerase II cis-regulatory region sequence-specific DNA binding; zinc ion binding
Source: RefSeq, a predicted model, not a curated record
ACCAGUCAAUGACCCCCACAUACACACCAGCCCGCCCCUUUGGGUCUUGUGCGUAAUAGGGUUUGGCACAGUGGUGCGCACCGCGUAAACAAAAGCACAUUGUCAGUGUCACUGGCAGCCAGUGUGGAAGUCUAAGAGUGGGAGAAGUGAGCAGUCAUUUCCUUUACUCCUCACACAACGAGUGGACAUUUUUCUGGCUGCAGCUACACCUUUAAAGAUCUGCAAGAAAUGGGAUUACUUUGCACAGUUCUUUUGCACUGGAUGGAGCUCUGAGGAAACGUCUAACGGGCAUAAACAUCCUCUGGAAAAUAAGAAAACUAAAGCCCACAGGGGCCAUGCCGUGCGUCCAGACCCAGUGCGGCUCCUCUCCGCAAGGAGCCAGCCCGGCGUCUCAGAGCGCCGGAGGAGAGCGCAGCUGCGACUUUCUCACUCCGGAGUUUGUCAAGUUCAGCAUGGACCUCACGAACAAUGAAGUUUCUGCUACAACUUCGGGGCCAAGUUUUGGCUCUUUGGGUGACACUUUCAGCUCUGGAUACGACGUGAAGCCUCCGUGUCUCUUCCAGAUGCCAGUGCAAGGGGAGCUUUCGUGCGUAAAGGUGGAGGAUGCGCACGGGUGUCCGCGGUAUCAGCCGAAUCCGCACCAGUCAGACGAAAUACUUUCCUCCCCUGGUUCUGUUUACUACUACCGCUCUCCAUCACCUCACAAUAUCACCUCCAACUUCCAGACUCCAACAGCACACAUAUGGGAGGACUCCGGCUCUCUGUACACUUUUCGACAGGACUAUUUAGCUGCGGCGCACAGGAAAAACGCUCUCUCCAGAUUCUCGCUGUUUUCCCUCAAACACGCACCACACAGCGCACACCACGUCAAAUUUGAUGGAUCCCUCCACGUGUCCAUGAGCUUGGACACAGCCGGGGCGCACCAGCCGCUGGACAGCUCCGGGGUUUUGGGAAAGCAGACGGGAGUUGGGUAUCCUCACCCGUUCCAGCUCGCCCAUGGCCACCACUUUAUGGACUACCACCAGACUUCUUCAGCUCCCGGCCGGGGAGCGCUGAGUACGGAGGGGCUGUGCGCGGUGUGCGGGGAUAACGCAGCGUGCCAGCACUAUGGAGUGCGCACAUGCGAGGGCUGCAAGGGCUUCUUCAAGCGAACCGUACAAAAAAAUGCCAAGUACGUGUGUUUGGCUGCCAAAAGCUGCCCUGUGGACAAACGCAGGAGGAACCGGUGCCAAUACUGUCGAUUCCAGAAGUGCCUUGCAGUGGGAAUGGUCAAAGAAGUUGUAAGGACAGCCGGUCUGAAGGGUCGAAGAGGUCGCCUUCCGUCCAAACCUAAACCUCUUCCUGACUCUUCUGCACCUGUCAGCUCCCUCCUGAGCGACCUCAUCAGAGCACACAUGGAAUCAAACCCUCCUCCAUCUCUUCUUGACUUCUUAAAAUUCAAGGAGAGUCCAGGAAGUCCCCUGGGAGACGAUGCUCAGCACGUGCGGCAGUUUUACGACCUCCUGACCAGGUCGAUGGAGGUGAUUCGAGGUUGGGCGCAGAAGAUCCCAGGCUUCGCGUCUCUUCCAAAACACGACCAAGACCUCCUCUUCUACUCAGCUUUCCUGGAGCUCUUUGUUUUGAGGUUGUCAUACAGAUCGAAGCCAGAGGAAGGGAAGCUGAUCUUCUGCGACGGCUCAGUGUGGCACCGGCCCCAGUGCCUACGAGGCUUUGGGGAGUGGAUAGACAGCAUUGUUGAAUUCUCCGCAAAUCUGCAGAGGAUGAACCUGGAUGUGUCCACCUUCUCCUGCAUGUGCACACUCGCUCUUGUCACGGAGCGGCAUGGACUGAAGGAGCCGACGAAGGUAGAGGAGCUGCAGAACAACAUCGUUAAAUGUUUGAAGGAGAGAGACGGAGGCUCAGACUGUUGGUCCAACUCUUUGUCCAGAAUUUUGGAAAAACUGCGAGAGCUCCGCACUCUGUGCAUCCAGGGCCUGCAGAGGAUUUUCUACCUGAAGCUGGAGGAUCUGGUGCCGCCGCCUGCAAUAAUAGAUAAGUUAUUCCUCGACACGCUGCCAUUUUAGAGACAAGAGAGAAAUCACAAGGGGUCGUUUUUUUUCCAUCAUGUCAUUCUGGACAGUUUGACAUCUGUGCACUGCAUUGAAAACAAAUUCAAGUUUAAAUUUCAGCUGUUGAAUCAUGUUUUCCUCAAAUGUAAAAUAAAAAUAUAUCCCUACUUUAUUUAAUUUUGAUACAUUUGGCAGCUAAAGAGCCUUGUCAACCAAUUUCAAAUCAUUAUUUUGUUCUUCUCAGACCGUGUAGAUAAAGUUUUGAUACCAGUGUGUCCCUUUCAUAAUAAAAAAAAACCUCAUACUAGUCCUAUAGUGAUUAAUAUCAUAGACACAUAUUUGGUAGGAUGUUGUAGAUCAAAGUUAAC